CUCCCUCAAGUCUGCCUUUCUUUUUUCAGGAAAGAUGAAGGCAGUUCUACAAGUCUUCCCCGUGCUGCUGCUGCUCCUGGGCCUAGGGUGGGGAUACCGGUUGGAUCCGGCAAUCCUAGAGGAUAGCCAGGAGCUGCUGAAUCAGUUUUGGGACAGUGACUCAUGGGAAGAUGCAGCUGAAGACAUGGAUGUCAUCCAAGCCAUGGGACCCCAGGAGGCCGAUGAUAAUGACAUGCUACUGUUGGAUUCUACAGAGUCGGCAUUGGCAGAGGCCUUUCUCAGAGAAGAUGAAGUUAAGGAUGAGGAAGAGCCGGCGGCCGAGGACCUCUUCCGUGAGGAGGUCACAUCCUACCUGAGGCAGGUCCCGUCUAACGGGGACCACAGCGUCAUGAUGGUCUGGAAGGCCUGGGAGCCAGAGAACACAUGUAAGGCAAAGCGUGCUGUUAUCCAUAAAAAGCAAGAGAAAGGCAAAACUAUCCAUGGUGCUCCAAAUACCCCUUAUGAGGAGAACAAAUGUUCCCGGAGCAGGCAACUGCUGCUCACUAUUUGUCAAGUAACUGAGGACAUAGUCUCCCCCAAGAAGUAUAACCACAAGAGCCCUCUUGUGACUGUGACUAUCACCAUUGCCUGUGAUGGCUUGGGCCCUCUAAGCUUUAAUUGUUAAAUAUGAAAUUUUGUGGACAGCUCUUCUUUCUCUUCCUGUUAAUUCUCAACUUAAGCACAUGCUCAUGGGGUCAGGGUUAGAAAGGGGCUAGAGGGAUCAUUUGAGCAAUUUGGAAAUGAGGGAACUGCAGUCUGUCCAGAGUGGUGAUGCCCUUAUGAUUGAGAUCCUCCUCUUCCUCCCAGUUUUAAUGACCAAGAAGGCAAGGCACUACAAAUUGGGAUCUUUUCUUUCUUUUCUUUUCUUUCUUUAUUUUUUUUUUACUGAAGCAACUGG
Sarcophilus harrisii (Tasmanian devil) is the source of this 937-nucleotide messenger RNA. Its product is annotated as inactive ribonuclease-like protein 10. The record is from RefSeq and is a predicted model, not a curated record. The coding region runs from base 35 to 664 and encodes 209 amino acids. Gene Ontology annotation, molecular function: nucleic acid binding. NCBI's taxonomy places the organism in Eukaryota, Metazoa, Chordata, Mammalia, Dasyuromorphia, Dasyuridae. The transcript has a single exon.